Arachis stenosperma is the source of this 1798-nucleotide messenger RNA. Its product is annotated as argininosuccinate synthase, chloroplastic. The record is from RefSeq and is a predicted model, not a curated record. Gene Ontology annotation, biological process: L-arginine biosynthetic process; urea cycle. The transcript has 10 exons. Gene Ontology annotation, molecular function: ATP binding; argininosuccinate synthase activity. Lineage: Eukaryota; Viridiplantae; Streptophyta; Magnoliopsida; Fabales; Fabaceae. Gene Ontology annotation, cellular component: cytoplasm. Bases 122 to 1570 code for a protein of 482 amino acids.
UGUAGCAUUAUUAAAAGGAGGCGCGAGUGGUGUACAAGAACCCUUAGCCCUACCCGUGACUCGUUAUUACUGUCAGUUACUGAUUCUUUCUUUAAUAAAUCGCUGCUUUGCCGCAACAACAAUGGCUCAGCUGAAGGCAUUCUCAUAUUCCUCUACACUCUCUUCUCCUUCUUUUCAAUCAUCCAGAACCGAGCAGCUACUGCAUCAACCCAGUCAUUUCUUGAAGGCUGCAAGGCCAUCAUCACUUAAAAAGUGGGGGCCAAGAACAAGUGUUGGUGCCAGUAAGCUUCAAGUUAUAAAAGCCGUGCUACAAAGUGAGACAAAGACGGGAAUUUCUGAAAUGGAGAAGGGAAGUGGCCUACGUGGAAAACUGAAUAAGGUUGUCCUGGCUUACAGUGGUGGCUUGGACACAUCAGUCAUUGUUCCAUGGCUGAGAGAGAAUUAUGGAUGUGAAGUUGUUUGCUUCACUGCUGAUGUUGGCCAAGGUUUACAAGAAUUGGAAGGUUUAGAAGCAAAAGCCAAAGCAAGUGGAGCUUCUCAAUUAGUGGUAAAGGAUUUGAAGGAGGAAUUUGUUAGAGAUUAUAUAUUCCCUUGCCUACGAGCUGGUGCAGUUUAUGAGAGGAAGUAUUUGCUUGGGACCUCAAUGGCUCGCCCUGUUAUCGCAAAAGCCAUGGUUGAUGUUGCAAAAGAAGUUGGAGCUGAUGCUGUCUCCCAUGGGUGUACAGGAAAAGGAAAUGAUCAGGUUCGAUUUGAGCUUACUUUCUUUGCACUGAACCCCAAGCUGAAUGUGGUGGCUCCAUGGAGGGAGUGGGAUAUUACAGGGAGAGAAGAUGCUAUUGAGUAUGCCAAAAAGCAUAACGUUCCAGUUCCUGUGACAAAGAAAUCCAUCUAUAGCAGGGAUCGGAACCUCUGGCACCUUAGUCAUGAGGGUGAUAUUUUGGAAGACCCAGCUAACGAGCCUAAAAAGGAUAUGUACAUGAUGUCCGUAGCUCCAGAGGAUGCUCCAAAUCAACCAGAAUAUGUGGAAAUUGGGAUAGAGUCAGGACUACCUGUUUCAGUAAAUGGGAAGAAGCUUUCACCAUCAACUUUGCUUGCUGAGCUCAACGAGAUUGGUGGAAAGCAUGGAAUUGGCCGAAUUGACAUGGUUGAGAAUCGGCUUGUAGGUAUGAAGAGUCGCGGAGUUUAUGAAACUCCUGGUGGAACCAUCCUAUUCACUGCAGUACGUGAGUUGGAGUCUUUGACACUUGAUCGAGAAACGAUUCAAGUCAAAGAUUCUUUGGCCCUUAAGUAUGCAGAGUUGGUGUAUGCCGGUAGAUGGUUUGAUCCGCUUCGCGAGUCCAUGGAUGCCUUCAUGCAGAACAUAACCAAGACCACAACAGGUUCUGUAAAUCUGAAAUUGUACAAGGGCUCUGUUUCCGUAACUGGCCGGAAGAGCCCUUACAGCUUGUAUAGGCAAGACAUUUCAUCAUUCGAGAGUGGGCAGAUAUAUGAUCAAGCCGAUGCUGCUGGGUUCAUCCGGCUUUAUGGUCUUCCAAUGAGGGUGCGAGCAAUGCUUGAGCAGGGCAUCUGAGUGUUUCAUUUCAAUAUGUUUGAUUUAACAGGGCUCUGCAUUGUUGCACUUCAUAAAUUUUGUCACUACUUGAAUUCGAGGCUUUCAUUGUCUAUUUGCUUUCUUAGGAAAAAAUGGAUUGUAGCUACUAGCUAAGGAUUUAAUAAAUGGAUAUGGAUUGGUAAUGAUCAUUUAAACACAACCAGCAUGCUUGAUUUUAAAUUCACAUCACCAAAAUGGCAUCUCAAU